UUUUACAUCUACGAUAAAUAAAAAUUCUGAAGUUUUGUUUAUGCAACUCCUCCAAACCCUUGUAAUCAUAUAUUCUUCCCCAAUCUCCCACACUGCUCUGAGCCUCUGAGAUCGACGCUUUCAGUUUCGUUUUCGGACACGUCUUCGUCUUCAUCUUAUUGGCCAAGAGAGUUAAACUGAAGGAUGUUCAGUUCGAACCCUUUUGGGCAGUCUUCUAGUAGCCCAUUUGGGUCCCCAUCAGUCUUUGGGCAGACCAGCAAUGCAAAUAACAAUCCAUUUGCUCCAAAGCCCUUUGGUACUUCAACACCUUUUGGUUCACAAACUGGGGGUUCUUUAUUUGGGGGUACAUCAACUGGAGUUUUUGGUGUAACAACCCAACCGUCUUCACCAUUCUCUUCCACUGCGACCUUUGGUGCUUCAUCAUCACCGGCAUUUGGAAGUACAAUGUCUGCUUUUGGAGCAUCUUCUACUCCUUCUUUCGGUACUUCAUCAUCAUCAUUUGGUGGGUCAUCUGUUUUUGGUCAGAAGCCUGCUUUUGGUGGCUUUGGGUCCACUCCUACUCCAACAAGUCCCUUUGGAAGCACAAAUCAACAAUCACAGCCAGCAUUUGGAAGUAGUAUGUUUGGUUCCACUGCACCUUUUGGUGCAACAAGUCAAUCUGCAUUUAGUGCAAGUAGUACUCCAGCUUUUGGGUCAACCGGCACUCCUGCAUUUGGUGCUGCAAGCACCCCAGCCUUUGGUGCUACAAGCUCUCCAGCCUUUGGUUCAGCAACAACUCCUACAUUUGGCAGCACAGGGACUGCAUUCGGUGUGUCAAAUGCCCCUGUAUUUGGAUCUGGCGGAGCAUUUGGAGCUUCAAGCAGCCCUAUGUUUGGUUCCUCAAGCACACCUGCAUUCGGUGCCUCGAGCACUCCUGCAUUUGGUGCCUCGAGUGCUCCUGCAUUUGGUGCCUCAACUACUCCAGCUUUUGGUGCCACAACAUCUGCAUUUGGUGCUGCAAGUACUCCUGCUUUUGGGGCUUCUACUUCCCCGUCCUUUAGCUUUGGGUCCACUCCAGCUUUUGGUCAAUCAAGUUCUACAUUUGGUAGCAGCCCAUUUGGAAGCACAACUCCUUUUGGAGCCCAAAGUUCUCCAUUUGGAGCACAAUCUACAGCACCAGCAUUUGGUGGCACUGGCAUUGGGCAGUCACCUUUUGGGAGUCAACGUGGGGGAAGUAGAGUAGCUGCUUACACUCCAACAACUGAAGCGGACAAUAGUGCUGGUGCACAGGCUGGUGGGAAAUUAGAGUCAAUAUCAGCUAUGCCUGUAUACAAAGAUAAAAGCCAUGAGGAGCUGAGAUGGGAGGACUAUCAAUUGGGAGAUAAAGGUGGACCACUCCCUGCUGGUCAGCCUUCUGGUGGGAUAAGCUUUAAUUCAUCUCCCUCCCCAUCAUUUGGCCAGUCAGCUGCAAAUCCUUUCUCUUCCUCAAUGCCUUCCAAUCCAUUUGCACCAAAAAAUUCCAGCAUUGGUGCUUUAAAUUUUACAAGCACAGCUACUCCUCAGUUCAGUUCUUCACCUUUUAGUGCAUCAACUUCAUCCAGCCUUUUUGGAUCAGCAUCAUUAUCAACAACGACAAAUACAUUUGGUCUUAAUUCAUCUCCAUCUAUAUUUGGUCAACCAUCUAUCUUUAAUUCUGGUUCAGCUCAGACAACAAAUCCAGCAUUUACUAGUAACACUCAGUCAUCCCCUUUAUUCCAAUCCUCUCCACCAAUCGGGCAGACGAGCUCCACAUUUGGACAAUCUUCAUUUGGACCGACUACAAAUUCACCCUUUGGUCAAGGACUCGGUCCUUCCUCCACUGGAUUUAACACUUUUUCAAGCACUCCAUCACUUAGUUUCAGUCAAACAAAUCCCUCUUUUUCAAUGCCUUUUCAACCGGCUCAGCCUGCUCAGACAGCUAGCACUUUUAACCUUAGUAAUUAUGGUCAGACACAACCAGCUGGUGGAAGUAUCUUUGCUGGAUCAUCAGGCACUUUGGGUCAAAGUAACAUUGGACAAUUGUCUGCUACCCAGAGCUCUGCAGUUUUACAACCAGUACCUGCUACAAAUCCAUUUGGAACACUCCCUGCAUUGCCUCAAAUGUCAAUUGGUCGAGUUGGAACCACACCUUCAAUUCAAUACGGAAUUUCCUCCUUGCCAGUUGUUGAUAAACCUGCUCCUGUCCGAAUAUCAUCCUUAUUGACUUCUCGACACCUGUCACAAAGGCGGAUUAGGUUGCCUGCAAGGAAAUAUCAUACUAAGCAUGAUGGGCCGAAGGUUCCAUUCUUUAGUGAUGAUGAAGAAACACCCAGCAGCACACCAAAGGCAGAUGCUCUUUUCAUUCCUAGGGAAAAUCCAAGAUCACUGGUCAUUCGUCCCAUAGAGCAGUGGCCUAUGAGAGCUAGUGUUGAGAAAGCAUCUCCAUUGAAGGAAUCCACUUUGGUGCAUGAGAAUGGGAAAGUUUCUGAAGAGGCAGGCACUCCUUUUCAAGGUGGCUCCAUCUCUGAGUAUAAGGAUAAAAGUUCAGUUGAAAAUGGUCUUGCCAAGGAACGUGUUCAUAAUCUCAAAGUCAAUCAGAAACCAAAUGGGGUUCAUGAAGAUCAUUCUGUUCAAAAAGGGGAUUCUUAUAUGACACUCAGUGGACACAGAGCUGGUGAGGCUGCCAUUGUGUAUGAGCAUGGGGCUGACAUUGAGGCACUAAUGCCAAAGCUCCGACGUUCUGAUUACUACACUGAGCCGCGAAUCCAAGAACUAGCAGCGAAGGAAAGGGCUGAGCCAGGGUUCUGCCGUCAUGUCAGUGAUUUUGUGGUUGGACGUCAUGGCUAUGGCAGCAUCAAAUUCCUAGGCCAGACAGAUGUGCGGCGGCUUGAUCUUGAGGCUCUUGUUCAGUUUAACAAUCGCGAAGUGAUCGUAUACAUGGAUGACAGCAAGAAACCUCCCAUUGGACAAGGCCUAAAUAAGCCUGCUGAGGUAACACUUCUUAAUGUAAAAUGCUUUGACAAGAAAACUGGACAGCAGUAUACAGAAGGGCCAAAGAUUGAAAAGUACAAGGAGAUGCUGAAGAGGAAGGCUGAGGACCAAGGUGCUGAGUUUGUGUCUUAUGACCCCAUCAAAGGAGAGUGGAAGUUCAGAGUCAAUCACUUCUGAUUGCAUACUGGGAGAUGAAGAUGAUUGGGAUAUUUGUUCGCUGACAAGAAAGUGCCAGCAUCAAUGUGUUUCAUAUCUGAUUUUGGGAGAAGACGAUUGUAUUAAUGCAUUAUGGGUUUUGUCCUGAAAGAGGAUUGAUUUAGUUUUUUCUUUUCCUGUAUAGAAUUCACCAAAUUGUGGUAUAUCAAUGCGUCACGUGCCCUUUUUUGUGUUGUGGGUUUUACAAUUUUUGUUCACUUUUUUCUAGGCUCGAAUGGGCUUUGUAUUUGAUGUUCAGUCAUUUUGAUAUGUUAUUUUUAGUUUUCUUUCAAUCAGCUUUUUAUUGUGGUGAAA
This is a messenger RNA of Quercus lobata, 3498 nucleotides long. RefSeq names its product nuclear pore complex protein NUP98A. The coding region runs from base 184 to 3165 and encodes 993 amino acids. The record is from RefSeq and is a predicted model, not a curated record. Lineage: Eukaryota; Viridiplantae; Streptophyta; Magnoliopsida; Fagales; Fagaceae. The transcript has 13 exons. Gene Ontology annotation, cellular component: nuclear pore; nuclear pore cytoplasmic filaments. Gene Ontology annotation, biological process: protein import into nucleus; telomere tethering at nuclear periphery; post-transcriptional tethering of RNA polymerase II gene DNA at nuclear periphery. Gene Ontology annotation, molecular function: RNA binding; structural constituent of nuclear pore.